This is a messenger RNA of Aspergillus bombycis, 1737 nucleotides long. RefSeq lists its product as uncharacterized. NCBI's taxonomy places the organism in Eukaryota, Fungi, Ascomycota, Eurotiomycetes, Eurotiales, Aspergillaceae. The record is from RefSeq and is a predicted model, not a curated record. The coding region runs from base 1 to 1737 and encodes 578 amino acids. Gene Ontology annotation, molecular function: phosphatase activity. The transcript has a single exon. Gene Ontology annotation, biological process: dephosphorylation.
AUGUUAAUCUUUAAUCUCCAUGUUAUCACUGCGGCGGCAGUAUUACACACAUCCCUGGCCGCUGCCCAAGAUCUGGAAGAAAAGGUGUGGGCAGUCGUUGCCUACAACCUUUAUGGAGAUAGUAUUCCAGCAGCCCUACCUCGUCCUAAAGCCUUGACGCCAUAUGGGGCGAAUCAGUUGUAUGCGGCAGGGUCUGUUUUCCGGGACCGUUAUGUUGCAAUACAUGAAAGCAAUAACGCUUCAGUUACAAGGAUCCAAAACAUAUCGCCGUAUUUAAUGGAUGCUGAGGAGGUGGAUGUGCUUUCGACCACUGAUCCGUCAGUUGUUGCGUCUGCUCAGGCUUUCAUGCAAGGCCUUUACCCACCGCUCGAGAUGUCGUUCAACGCAACAUUCUCCGAUCCUUCAUUCCAACUUGCCAAUGGCUCAAUAGCCACUGCUCCUUUGGGUGGAUAUCAAUAUCCCCGAAUUAUCACUCUUGAUGCGGCGGACCCGCGAUCAAUCAAGCUGGACGGAGAUACAGGUUGCCUGCUGCACCAAGUUGCCGAUACCGAGUACGAAUACAGUCCAGAUGCUGAAGAGAUCAAGCAGGAUUCAGCAGCCUUUUAUAGCAGAAUUUACCCACUGUCUUUGUCGGGAGUAUUGGAUCCUUCUUCGGCCAAUUAUGCGAAUGCGGUUAUGAUCUCAGAAUACUUGGACUACGAGUCUGUGCACAAUGAAUCAUUAUUGCAUAACAUCAACCAGGAUGACAUAGACCGUGCUCGUUCUCUUGCGGACCGCUACGUUUUUGCAACGAAUGGUAAUAUGCCCUCGGCAGGGACAAAUGUCAGUGACCGUAUCCGCACUGUUGCUGGACGCACCUUAGCCUCAAGUAUUCUGGAUGCUUUUAACAACAACAUCGACUAUCGAGGUGCCAACGGGAAAAUGACACUCCUGUUUGGUAAUGACGAGCCUGCUGUCGCUCUUACAUCCCUUAUGCAGCUGGCGUCGCCAAAGCAUGGAAAUUUCUACGGACGUCUUACGCCCGGUGCAUCAAUGGUAUUUGAACUUUACAGUCUGGAGAAUAACUCCAGUCCAGCGUACCCCGAUCCGUCUCAGCUUUACAUCCGAUUUCUCCUACGAAACGGAACCCACUCGCCCGACUUCCGAUCCUAUCCACUCUUUGGACAUGGACCCAGCAAUAUAGCUAUUCCUUAUACAGAAUUUCAAGCAGAAAUGGAGAAGGUUUCGGUGGGAUCAACGAAAGAAUGGUGUCUUCUUUGCAACUCACAAGCUACGUUCUGCUCUGGCGUCUUUGAUGGGUAUGAGAAUCGACCAACUAGUGAUAAGGGCCUGAGUCCUGCAGUUGGUGGUGUCAUUGGGGCAGUUGUUACACUUGUAGCGAUUGCUCUCAUUUCAAUCCUCGGAUUUCUAGUGUGUGGUUUCCGCAUGAAUCGCACUCGGCGGUCAAGCCUCGGAGGCUUCAAAGGCAACCGCAAAAUGGCAAGUGAUUCUGAUGUCACAUUCAAGAAUCCCACUUGGGAGGAUAUCAAGCCAGCGGAUACCCAAGAGGCUAAUGGCAGCGGUGCUGGUAUCACUGUCGUGAGAGGGCAUGAGCGCACAGGCAGCUGGGAAAUGAAAAGUCAACAACAGAGUAAGAACAAUAAUGAGCAAGCCACAUCUCCGUUUAAUGUACCAGAGGAGGACGAAUGGCAGAUCCAUAGCGCUAUGCAACCAGUCGCAGCCCGUGAAAGUGUGUAG